UCUAUUCCCUACCCCUGUCGAAAUUCUUCGUAUACUGAAAAAAAAUCAUGACUCUCCCUCGGCAGGCCACCCUGGUAUUUCUCGCAUGUAUGAUACUAAAAACCAUAUAUUGGUGGAAAAACCUUUACGCGCCUUUACAAAACCAACAUCUUAACAAUGUUCGCAAGUUUUCAUCGAUAUCAUACCUUGUUGGAGAUCAAAAACCUAAUCGUUUAAAACGUGGACUCAUAGACGCAGGCGGUUCAAUUCUUAAAUCAAUCUUUGGGACUUUGGACUCCGAAGAUGCCCUAAAAUUCUCAGAUGCGAUUACUAAAGUCCAAUCUGAUGAAAAGCAAUUGGCAAACUUAAUGAGAAAUAACAUCCACGUUGUUCGAUCUACUAUCUUAAACUUCAAUAACACAAUGUCAAAAGUAAACAAAAAUCAAAAUCAACUAAAUCAAAAUUUGGAAACUAUCCGGAAGACGUUAGAACAAUUUUCAAAUUCCAGUGAUAAAUUAGAAAUCAAAACUCAAUUAACGAUGUUAUUAAAUGACUUAGAAAGCAUAACGAUUGCCUUGUCCUUUGACAUCGACGAUAUAAACAAUGCUAUCCUAUUCAGCAAAGUCAACAUUCUUCAUCCAACCGUACUUAGUCCCUAUCAGUUGUUCCACGAACUUGACCUACAUAAACACAAAAAAUAUACAUGUAAUAUAAUUAUAGACAUAUCUAACUUAGUCUCUUAUUACCAUCUUAACAAGGUCAUUAUUGUCACUCGAAUUCCGCUGGUCUUACCUCAGAUGUAUAAUCUAUACCACACUGUUCCACUUCCAACUCCUUACGAUAUUACAAAACCUGACACUUAUGUACUCGUCGCACCUAGUAAACCUUAUGUGGCUAUAACAACAGAUCGUAUGUUCUAUUCACUAUUAGAGUCAGUGGAUAAGAGUCAAGUGAUACAAAAUGAGUGUUAUGUGUGUUCUUUAGGGAAUGUGUAUUCUACAAUCGCGAACCCAACUUGUGAAACAAAGUUAUUAACCGAAGCUAUAAGCUCCCUACCAAAUUCAUGUAACACUAAGUUAAUAUAUGGUUUAAUCGAUGUAUUCUUUAAGUUAAACAAUAAUAAUUGGUUAUUUGUACAAUCAGAACCUGGGAAAGUUCAUGUUACCUGUGAAAAUGAUCCUAGUAGUUAUGACAAAAUCCUUUUCGGUACAGGCAUGUUAACCCUACCGAAAUAUUGUACAGCUUACUUUUAAACUUUGAAAUUUACGCCUAGUGACUUCAUUACAUCUAAUGUUACUAACCAGAUAUCUAAUUUCAAUAUAUUAGAAGAUGAUUGUUGUGAUUUGUUAAAUUAUCAAACGUGAACGAUUUCGAUUCUGUCGGCGCAUUAGUAUGGCCAUCGACCAUAGAGGCGGCGACGCGCGGGACGGGGGUAUAAAAACCCACGGCCGCGCGAGCGCCGCGCUUCUUCUUCAUCGACACACGCCAGCCAUAGCAUUCGGGCAUUUCUUUGUAUCGGUGUGAGCCAGUCUUGAUUCUGAUAUGUAGAAAUUAAACCUAUUAAUUGUGCAGUCCUCUGUUUUAAUUUGAAAUAACCCGACAGAGCUACGACAAUUUGGUCCUUCGAGCCGGAUAUUUCACAGCUUGAAAUGUUUCAUGAAGAGUAUAUUUUUUUAAAAUCUGGUCAGAAAUUGCCACGCAAAAGUAGGUUGUUGCCCUUGUCUCCCUUUAUAGACGAUAAUAACCUCAUCCGCGUGGGCGGAAGGCUUGAUAAUUCUCCCUAUGAUUUUAAUAUUAAGCACCCAAUAGUAUUAUGCAGUAAACAUGUUCUAACUAAGCUUAUAUUCCACAUGCAACAUUUAGAGCUUGCACAUGCUGGUCCACAAUUAUUACUGUCGAACAUUCGACAGACUUAUUGGCCGUAAGGUGGCAGAAACUUGUCUAGACUUGUGGUAAAUCAAUGUCUCAGGUGUUGCAGACACAAGGCUCAAAGCAUACAGCCAAUUAUGGGUCACUUACCCCAUUCUAGAACUCAGCUUGAGUUUCCAUUUUUGUAUAGUUACGUUGAUUACGCGGGACCAGUAUUGGUGGCCAAUCGUAAAGGCCGUGGUUGCAAACUAACAAAAUCUUAUAUGUGCAUCUUUGUUUGCUCAGCAGUGAAAGCCGUUCAUUUGGAGCUCGUCAGCGACCUCACCACCGAGGCUUACAUGGCCGCUUUAAAUCGGUUCGUGGCGCGUCGAGGCAAGCCUCGAAGUAUCACGUCCGAUAACGGGACAAA
Messenger RNA from Spodoptera litura, 2257 nucleotides. The record is from RefSeq and is a predicted model, not a curated record. Lineage: Eukaryota; Metazoa; Arthropoda; Insecta; Lepidoptera; Noctuidae.